Molecule: messenger RNA, 705 nt
Organism: Adineta steineri
Lineage: Eukaryota; Metazoa; Rotifera; Eurotatoria; Adinetida; Adinetidae
Source: the annotation of a GenBank genome assembly
AUGGCUUCUUCGACUAUUAUUCCUGUUGUUUAUACUCAACAUUCAUCAAAUAAAAAUCAUAUAAGAUCCCCAUCACAUAAUUAUUCAAUUCAAGAUCAUGGUAAAGGAUGUCGAACAUAUUCAUAUGAAUUUGAUUUACUUGAUUAUGAACCAGAACAAAUCACUGUUAUACUUGAUGACUAUGGUACAUUACGCAUACGUGCACAUCGUCCUCCAUGUCGUGAAUUUAAACGUGAAUAUAAUCUUGGUGGGCCCGAUGUUGAAACAACAAUUGUAAGAAAUACAAUUGAUAAUCGUGGACUUCUUCGUGUUGAUAUUGAAGUUCGACCACGACGUCAUGAUUUACAAACAAAUAAUAAUGAUGUUCUUACAUUUGAUUUACAAGGUUAUAAACCUGAACAUGUUACUGUUCGAAUAAAUCGAAAUGGUUUACUUAAAAUCAAUGGUCAACAUAUUGAUAAUACAUAUGGUAAUCAUAUUAAUCGUGAAUAUUAUCGACAAUAUCAAUUACCCUCGAAUAUUGAUCCUGAUCAAGUACAUGCUCGUAUGGAUGCAAAUCAAAUAUUAACGAUUCAAUUACCAUCACCAUCACACUCAAAAAAUUAUACACAACGUGAAUAUUGGGUACCUGUUCGUGAACGAAAUUAUCCGCCAUAUUAUGGUGCUGGACCUAAUGGUGCUUAUUGUUGUUGCAAUAUUAUGUAA